Messenger RNA from Zootermopsis nevadensis, 469 nucleotides. Its product is annotated as histone H2A. The record is from RefSeq and is a predicted model, not a curated record. NCBI's taxonomy places the organism in Eukaryota, Metazoa, Arthropoda, Insecta, Blattodea, Termopsidae. Gene Ontology annotation, molecular function: DNA binding; structural constituent of chromatin; protein heterodimerization activity. Gene Ontology annotation, cellular component: nucleosome.
AAAUGGAGCGGUUUUUCGCAAAAAUUGUAUUCGAACACGUGUUACUGCUGUUCUUCGCAAUGUCUGGUCGCGGUAAAGGUGGUAAGGUUAAAGGCAAGUCCAAGUCUCGGUCUAGUCGAGCGGGACUGCAGUUUCCGGUGGGCCGUAUCCACAGGCUACUCCGCAAAGGAAAUUACGCUGAGCGUGUUGGUGCCGGUGCUCCUGUGUACUUGGCUGCUGUGAUGGAAUAUUUGGCUGCGGAAGUUCUUGAAUUGGCUGGCAAUGCAGCACGUGACAAUAAGAAAACUAGGAUUAUUCCUAGACAUCUGCAAUUGGCGAUCCGAAAUGAUGAAGAGCUGAAUAAACUGUUGUCUGGUGUUACAAUUGCUCAAGGUGGUGUGCUACCUAACAUUCAGGCUGUGUUGCUACCGAAGAAGACUGAGAAGAAAGCUUAAGAGUAUCUGAUUUUUAAAAACGGCCCUUUUAAGGG